UAAGCUAAGACCAAUUAAGUUGUGUGUCUGUACUCAGAUGGUGUGGUGUAAUGAAAGGAUAUAACUUCGGUCAGUUAGUCGUAGCCAUAUAUGUCGAAAGGUUUGUGGCAGUUACUCAUUGCUGUCUGAAUAUCAUUUCCACAGCUAGUCAUAUGACACACACACACACACACAAGUGGCGGAAAGAAGCACCAGCGCUUUCUUCAACGCACUACGCAGUUGGCGCAGACUGCUGCCCGCCUCUCUCUGGGAUCCUACGUUACGUUCGCAAGAGCCGUUGGUGAAUACGUGUUCUUUUUCGCCCGUUGACGUAAAAACGAUUUUUUUUUUUUUUUUGGUACCGAGCGGAGAGGAGAUGCACACGGCACUCGAGUGAGAGUGCACGUUUCAGAAGAGUUGUAAAACCCCUCAAAGAGAAGCAUCAGGACUGGGGGCCAAGCAGGAGGACACGUAUUACAGGGACAAGAAGUAAGGGGACAAUGCGAGUCCACGUGCACACCAAGUUCUGUUUCCUGUGUGUGUUCACCUUCCUCUUCAACCAGUGCAACCACUGCCAUGGAGAAGGGCACAGCCAUCAGCACGGCGGACAUCACCAUGCUGACCACAACCACACCCACAGUGACCUGCAGAUUUCUGAGGCUCCAUACGUGAAAGGAGCCAGUCCGGCCCCGGAGUCCAAGAGUCCUCAAGGGCACUCUCUAGAGGAGGAGCAGCGCUUCUACAUCCAGGAGCUGUUCAGGCGCUACGGCCAGAAAGGCCGGCUAGAUUUCCAGGGAUUUCAGAGUCUGCUGUUCAGCUUGGGUCUGGGUGAAGUGAAGGUGGUAAGUGUGGAUCAUGAGGAUCUGGGCCAUGACCACGUAGCUCAUCUUGACCUGCUUGACAUGCAGGAAGGUCUUCACUCCCAUUCAGCCACCAGUGAAGACCACAGCCAUGGUCACAGGCAUGGGCAUGGUCAUCCACACCACAAGCCCGGCUCCCACCAUCCACACACAGAACAGGUUCCCACACGGUGCAGCCACCAGACUACUGCUGCCAGUCCAGCUACUGGUGCAUCUACAGGACAUGACCAUAAACAUGAUCCCGCCCACGAUCAUGGGCAUGAUGCAGGGCAUAAUCAUGAUCACGCCCAGGUAGAGGAUAGUGACCAUAAACAUUCUGAUGGACAUGUGCAGGACACACACGAUCACGAUCACGACCACGAUCACGAUCACGCACAUGACAAAGAGCACAAACCUGAGCAGGUACAGGUGCACUCUGACAACAAGGAGCUUUCUGCUCAACCUCACGGUGAUCACGAACAUCACGAUCACAGUGGUCACGACCACGACCAUGUCCAUGAAGUGCAGACAGACGUGCCUCCCAUCAACCAGGGACAGCAGCCCUCUCCCCAGUCGGAGCCAACCCAAGUUCCUCAGGAGCCAAAGUCUUCUCCCGCAACCACAGAAAGCCGGCCUAAGAAGACAAGAAAGCCCGCUAAAGACAGAGGACCGAGAGGGCGAAACAGAACCACUUCUCAUCUCACACCUCUGUCUGAUGACCACGACCAUCAGUCUGAACACAGUCACGACCACGACCACGGUCACGGUCACAGCCAUUCUCAUAAAGAUAAGCGAGAAGCACCAGGAGCCCCUCCCAACCCCACUUUGCCAGCCCCCCGGCAGCCUGGCCAUCCGGCAGGGUUGUCUCAUCAGCAUGAGGAGUGUUUGAACCUGACGCAGCUCCUCACCUACUACGGCUUGAAUCCCGAUUCGCUCAUCUCCCCCACCCAGUUCACCUACCUGUGCCCUGCCCUGCUCUACCAGAUAGAUAGUCGCGCCUGCAUCCGCCACUACCACCAGAUGGAUGUGGAGCAGGAAGCCUUGGAGCCCCCCAGUUCCGUGUGGGUGUGGCUGUGGGGUUUUGUGUCCAUCACCAUCAUCAGCCUGCUGUCUCUACUGGGCGUGGUGCUCGUACCCAUCCUCAACCAGUCCUGCUUCAAGUUCCUGCUCACUUUCCUGGUGGCGCUGGCAGUCGGCACGCUCAGUGGCGACGCUCUCCUUCACCUGCUGCCUCACUCUCAAGGGCAGCACGACCACGGCGAGCACGGGACGGGCCACGGGGCGAGCCAGGACACCGAUCUGGUUACAGCCUUUGAUGGAGUGUGGAAGGGUCUAACGGCGCUGGCCGGCAUCUACCUCCUCUUCAUCAUCGAACACUGUAUCGGCAUGUUUAAGCACUACAAAGACCACAGGGGCAUGAAGAAGGUGAGCGAGGAAGGCAAGAUCGGUAGGAAGUUGUCAGAUCACAAGUUGAAUCGUCGCUCAGAUGCAGAGUGGCUGCACCUGAAGCCGCUCAGCGAAGACCCCGACAGCACAGCCAUCUCCUGCGACAACGGCCACAACGACACGCAGCUCACGGAGCUCCAGACGCCCGACUCGCCCACGAACAAGACGCCACUGGACCCCACAAACCCCCAACAAGACCCGCCGUCACCCACCAAAGAGAACGGACGCAAGGCCAAGCGGCACGGCCACGGACACUCGCACGGCCACGGUCACUCUCACGGUGGGAACUGCCACUCGGACCAGGAGAUGAAGGACGCUGGUAUAGCCAGCAUCGCCUGGAUGGUCAUCAUGGGCGACGGCAUGCAUAACUUCAGCGACGGCAUGGCUAUAGGCGCAGCGUUCAGCGCAAACCUGACGGGAGGCAUCAGCACAUCGGUGGCGGUUUUCUGCCAUGAAUUACCUCAUGAACUUG
Morone saxatilis (striped sea-bass) is the source of this 2736-nucleotide messenger RNA. RefSeq names its product solute carrier family 39 member 10 (gene slc39a10). Gene Ontology annotation, biological process: positive regulation of B cell receptor signaling pathway; intracellular zinc ion homeostasis; zinc ion import across plasma membrane. The record is from RefSeq and is a predicted model, not a curated record. Gene Ontology annotation, molecular function: zinc ion transmembrane transporter activity. Gene Ontology annotation, cellular component: membrane. NCBI's taxonomy places the organism in Eukaryota, Metazoa, Chordata, Actinopteri, Moronidae.